GAAGGGGGGUAAACUCUGAGCGCACGUCUCCUCUGCUGCGCACACACUCACAGCAAAAGUGAAGUGAAGAUGCUUCUUCCCUUUCGACCAACAGUCCAGCCCGUAAGCCAUUCACUCCUCCUCCUCCUCCUCCUCCUCCUCCUUCUUCUUCUUCCUCUCCUGCCAGAGCGCCAAACUGCCCCCAUCCCUGGUUUACGGGGCUCGUCCAGCUCGGAGGAGGCGAGAGGAGGCACCAGAGAUCCGGAGCACCGUCACCCCGGCAGCGUACCCGUGGAGAGCUACGCGUCGGUAUGGGUGCGCUGACAAAAGGACGUUACCUCUCCAUGACGGGCCUCCUGAUCCUCGUUUAUUGCACAGUGUCCGUGAUCUCCAAAGGUGCCACAGGAGAUGCUCAGCCCGAUGCCCUACCCUCGGUGCAGGGCACCCUGCCGCACUUCAUCCAGGAGCCGGAGGACGCCUACAUCGUCAAGAGCAACCCCAUCAAGUUGCGCUGUCGAGCCGCACCCGCCUUACAGAUCUUCUUCAAAUGCAAUGGGGAAUGGGUGCACCAGAAUGAGCACUUUUCCCAGGAGUAUAAAGACCUCAACACUGGGCUGAAGGUGCGUGAGGUGAUGAUCAAUGUAUCCCGCCAGCAGGUGGAGGAUUUCCAUGGCCCCGAGGACUACUGGUGUCUCUGUGUCGCCUGGAGCCACCUGGGCACCUCCAAGAGUCGCAAGGCUACUGUCCGCAUCGCCUACCUGAGGAAAAACUUUGAGCAGGACCCCCAGGGGAAGGAGGUGCCAAUCAACGGGAUGAUCGUUCUGCACUGUCGCCCUCCAGAGGGAGUGCCUGUGGCGGAGGUGGAAUGGCUAAAAAACGAAGAGCUGCUGAGUUCCCUGACUGACGACAACAUCGAUACCCGCGCUGACCACAACCUCAUCAUCAACGAGGCACGACUGUCUGACUCGGGCAACUACACCUGUCUGGCCAGCAACAUCGUGGCUAAGAGACGCAGUGCCACAGCCACUGUGAUAGUCUUUGUGAACGGCGGCUGGUCCCUGUGGACGGAGUGGUCGGCCUGUAAUGUGCCAUGUGGGCGGGGUGUCCAGAAACGAUCUCGAACCUGUACUAACCCGGCGCCGCUCAACGGCGGGGCUUUCUGCGAGGGCAUGUCUGUACAGAAGAUCACCUGCAACGCUCUCUGCCCAAUUGAUGGAGGCUGGGACGAGUGGAGCGAAUGGACUGUAUGCAGCAGCCAGUGCGAGAGGCAGCGGAGUCGGGAAUGCAACUCCCCAGCACCCAGACACCGAGGCAAGAUGUGCGAAGGGAACAGCGAGGCCACUGAGAACUGCACAGAUGGAUUGUGUACCCAGAAUCGAAAGCUGCUACAUGACGUUAAACCUCAAAGUAUGGACAGCUCCAACGACGUAGCUCUGUACUCGGGCCUGGGAGCCGGCAUCAUCGCCGUGGCAAUCCUCGUAGUGGCUGUCAUGCUGUACAGAAAGAACCACAGCGAGUAUGGCGUGGACGUCAUCGACUCCUCUGCGCUCGCUGGGGGUUUCCAGUCUUUCAAUUUCAAGACCACCAGACAAGGCAACCCGCUGCUCCUCAACUCCUCGAUGCAGCCCGACUUAACAGUGGGACGGACCUACAGCACUCCCCUCUGCUUCCAGGACAGCGCCGACAAAGAGCUCUUCGACCCCCUGCCCGACAUCAAGGUCAAAGUUCAGAGCUCCUUUAUGGUUUCGCUAGGUGUGGCCGAGCGCGCAGAAUUCCACGCCAAAGCCCCCGCAGAGACCUUCCCUCGGGACCUGAGCCGGGACUACUGCAACACCGCGGACAGACGCAAGAAGGGCCUGCUCACCCUCAAUGGGCCCUUCAGCGCCGGCAAAGAGCAGCUGAGGACCACCGGCGUAUUCGGCCACCCCGGAGGCCGUCUGGUGGUGCCAAACACCGGGGUCAGCCUGCUGGUGCCUCAUGGAGCCGUGGCUGAAAAUAUGUCCUGGGAGAUGUACAUGGUGAUCAAUCAGGGAGAGGCAAGUGUCCAAACACUGGAAGGCUGUGAAAUCCUCCUGGGCCCAGAGGUUACAUACGGUCCUCCGGGUCUGGACCUCUUCUGCCCAGUGGCCAUGACCAUCGCUCACUGUGCCGAGGUGGACGCCGAGAACUGGAACAUCCAGCUCAAGAGGAAAACCCAGGACAGCAAAUGGGAGGAGGUGAUGUCAGUGGAGGAGGAGUCCACUUCCUGUUACUGCCUGAUGGACUCGACGAGCUGCCACCUGCUGCUGGACCAGCCGGGCUCGUACGCCCUGGUGGGCGAGCCCCUGACGCAGGCUGCCGUCAAGAGGCUGAAGCUGGCUGUGUUUGGGAGCAUGGAGGUCGGCUCCAUGAGCUACAGCCUGCGGGUGUACUGUGUGGACGACACGCCACACGCCUUUCAGGGAGUGGUGGCAGCAGAGAAGACCAGAGGGGGUCAGCUCCUCGAGGAGCCAAAGAUGUUGCCUUUCCGAGCGAACACCUUCAGCCUCCAGGUGUCCAUCCAGGAUGUUCCCCAGUUCUUGUGGAGCAUCAAACCCUUUACCACAUGUCAGGAGUUCUCCUUCCCCCAAGUGUGGUGCAGCAACCAGCAGCCCCUGCACUGUGCCUUCUCUCUGGAGAGAUACAGCCCUGCCACCGCCCAGCUCUCCUGCAAAAUCAGCGUGCGCCAGGUCAAAGGCCACGAGCAGAUUCUGCAGGUCUACACGGCUGUGGCCGAGACUGAAAAGGAGUCGGUUCCAUUUUUUAUGCAGACAGACUGCACCAUCACGUCCCAGACGGGGCCCAAGGCCUUCAAAAUCCCCUUGUCCAUCCGCCAGAGGAUCUGUGCCACCUUCGACACUGCCAACGCCAAGGGCAAGGACUGGCAACUCUUAGCCCAGAAACUCCACUUAGAUCGAAACCUGGGUUAUUUUGCGAAGCAGCAGAGUCCGUCUGCGGUCAUACUGAGCCUGUGGGAGGCUCGCCACCAGGACACUGCUGACCUUGACUCUCUAGCCAGCGCCCUCGAGGAGAUUGGCAAGAUCCACUCCAAAAGCUCCCCGAAGGACCAGGAUGAGCCGGAGUCUGACUUCAGUCACAUACAGGCAGGCAGUCUGUGCGGAACGGGCACACUAACAAAUCAGAAGACAGAGGACUCUGCUCCAGAAUACACAGGCUGAGCGAUAACAAAGAGACAGUGAGGGAAAACUGACGAACUAAGGCAUAUAUCUGUGUACGUGCACAGCCGGUGAUGGACGACACACUGUGGCGGUGCGCUGGAAGGUCAUCAGGUUGUCUAUGAGUGGACGGUGCAAGCAGUCAACAUGUCGAGGUGAGCCGGCACCCGCUGUGGAUCUACCCCUCUCUUUUAAGAAUCUGUCCGAGGAUGGACUGUAAAUCUUUUCCUGCCUUUCCACUCAAUUUCUAAGUUGAUCUUUGAUUUAUUUGCUCCUUAUUUUGAGUUAAAACUAUCCCCUCUGUACAUUCAUUUCCCAGCUCAGAGGGUGAGUGGGGGAGAAGGAGGAGGAGGGGGGGAAGGGUAUUUCCUAACCUUGUGCGCCCAUUGGUUUCUGAGUUUGUGUUGGAGGAGAUGGGAGCUCCUCUAUUCCUCGGGACCAGCUCCCCUCCUUUUCCCAGUGGUCAGCAUGUCAGCUGGAUACAUUUGCAUAGAGCUUCUUUUAUGCAAAUACACCUGUGGCGUCAUUUCAGAAACACCUGAUUUAGUUUCUUUCUCCCCCCCCCCCCACCCACACCAUAUCCCUGUGUCAGCAAGUGAAUGAGGACUUAGAAGCUACUUUUUUGACGUCCAAUAUUAUAUUUUUAAAAGACAGCUGCUGAUUGCUUAAAUGUUGUGAUUGUGAACUUUCAAAGCCAAGUAUCUUGAAAUUCACCCAUUUUAAUCUCUUUUAAAAAAAAAAAAAUCUAUUGGAAGUUUGGCAUUGACAAGACAGCCAGCGUUGUAUGAUCAUUUAUAUUAACAAUCCUUUAAAAAUUAGCCCCAGUCUAAUCUUGAAGGGCAGCGCGGUCAGAGUACCCAUGUGUUAUACGGAACAAAACAUGGUUGUGGCGUAAUGUGGCAGAGUGAGAUUUCUAACCGUGGCAUUACAGUUCAUUACAGUUUCCUCCGCCAAGAGAUAGAGAGGGAGGAAGCUGUAAAACAUCAUUUCCUGGCACCGCAGGGAGCGUAUCGCCGCAUCUUAUCACCCAAUUCCCACCAUUAACACCCGUCACGUAGACCUCAUAUCAGGCCCUGACACACCGGACUGCCCCCACCCCCACCCCCCA
Dicentrarchus labrax (European seabass) is the source of this 4281-nucleotide messenger RNA. It is a transcript of the gene unc5db, whose product is annotated as unc-5 netrin receptor Db. The record is from RefSeq and is a predicted model, not a curated record. NCBI's taxonomy places the organism in Eukaryota, Metazoa, Chordata, Actinopteri, Moronidae. Gene Ontology annotation, cellular component: membrane. Gene Ontology annotation, biological process: netrin-activated signaling pathway. Gene Ontology annotation, molecular function: netrin receptor activity; protein binding. The transcript has 17 exons. The coding region runs from base 291 to 3176 and encodes 961 amino acids.